Somion occarium is the source of this 1388-nucleotide messenger RNA. NCBI's taxonomy places the organism in Eukaryota, Fungi, Basidiomycota, Agaricomycetes, Polyporales, Cerrenaceae. The record is from the annotation of a GenBank genome assembly.
GAAUCUCUCUUGUUAGCGUACUUAUUGCUACCGGACCAAAGAUAUCUUGAUGGGAGGCCCGUAAUGUCAUUCCUUGCAACUAAAUACUAUUUCUGUCGGCUGCCUUGAUGCGUUUUGCUCUCUAGCCAUCAUGUCCUUUGACUCACCAACCGAGGAGCGCAAGUCACUGCUAUCGCCAACUUCAGCUUCAGACUCUGAUGAGCGACUGUACAGAGCUCCCUCGAAAGCCAGUGGCCUGUCCAGGUUUACUCUCUUCUCUAUCGUAGUGUGCAUCAUAUGCACGGGCAUCAAUUUACAUGCAUUCACGUCGUCCUACAAGCCUAGGAUUACACACUACCAGGACCUCGCAACUCUCAGACGUCCGAACCAAUGGAUAGGGCUUGAUCGUGUCCAAAGUCCUCCCGAGCAUGCACCUCCGAUCCUUCUCUAUCCUAAUCUCCUUGCUCAGAUCAACAGCGCUGAGCCUACUCACGUGUACAAGGACGAUCCUGUACGUAUCGCUAACCUGCGCGCGCUCACACCUCCCGAGGACCGUCCUUUCAAAGUGACACCGCAAUUCUCCACCAUUGCAGAGUUCCGUUCCAUUGAUUAUAAGAUGGAGAAUUGCGAGAUCGUUGUCGAUCCUGCUCACCGAGGCGCUGCCGCCCAUGAGCACAGCAAUUUCAAUGCGACACUCGGUGGAGGAGAGAAUGUAAUCGACGUCUGGAGACUCGCUGCACCAUAUUCUAUCGACAGCCGAACGUUGUCUUGGAAGACUAGGCCUUCUCGUGCAGAGAAGGUCGCCACGUUCCAGAUGCAAUACGGAUCGAAGUGGUCACAUAAGUUCUCGUGUCCUACAGACACCCUCCACGUCUUCGAGUUCGGUGCGGCGAACGACGAGACAUACGUCGAGUGGACUCAAGACCAUCGGGAACCGACUCCAGGUGAGUGCACUCGCUUUCACUGUCUUACCAAAUCAAUGUUUGAGCGGACACGUUGGUCAGGCGUGGUCAUGUACCAAAGCUCUUCAUUCACGGAUUAAUCGGGUCCAGCAUUGCAGAUCAUCUUCAUAUGUGUAUUUUGCAAUGAUCUCUUGUUUUCGAUGAUUUUUGUGAAGUUUGUGGUGUCCCCCGAUAGCUUAGAUACAUCGGAUAGCGUCACCCUGGAAGAAUACACUGUUCUUACUCCGAAUGUUCAUUCUCGAAUAUCGUCCUUCCCUUGCCCGAUGUAGAUCCAAAGUGGCUGCCCAGUCGGAUUGCUAUAUAUUGCAUAACGAAAUGCUCGUCUCCUGCAGUCGAUAUCGUGAAGUUAGCAUACACUUCCCCUGCAUUCAGCUGGCGUAUACACAGGCUGUCCAGCAUGACAGUUCUGAUCAACUCGAAGACUUAUCCCCGCCGUCGUCAGUGAGG